Symbiodinium sp. CCMP2456 is the source of this 618-nucleotide messenger RNA. The record is from the annotation of a GenBank genome assembly. NCBI's taxonomy places the organism in Eukaryota, Dinophyceae, Suessiales, Symbiodiniaceae.
AUGUACUUCAGAGUAAAAGGUGAAGGAGUCAACAUGGCAAAGUUGGCCGGAGGGGUAUUUCUGCGAACAGAGCGAAGGCAGGACACUUUUCUGGAAGGCAUGGGCCCAAAGAGCAUCGACAAUUGUCUGAAGGCUGUGGUGCUCGUGAACAAAUUCGCGCAAGAGAGGCGGAAAGAAGAGAGCACCGGUGAGGUGCCAUGGUUCCAUCGAGUCGGUUUUGUGCCCCAAUUGCGCAAGACGGGUGACUCCUACUGGCUUAGCAUGAAGGUCGUUGGUAUAAAGGGGCCGUACACUCCUUACGACGCUCCGGAGCAGGAGCGAUUAAGAGUCGGACAAGAGACGAAAAUCGACCAGCUUACUGGCGCAGUUAGGACCUGUUGGACACGCAGGUGCGCUGGAGAGAGGUCGGAGCCGUUGGUGUGCGCCAUGGGCCCACGAAGUGUGAGCCUGGCAGUCAAGAGCAUGGCCCGAUGCCUCAAGGAAAUGAACGAGCGCAAAGGUGUCCUCCGGCUCUUCUUGUGUUAUCCUGACAUGAUAGAGGAAGUGCUUCCUGAAAACGGAAACACUGUGGUAAUGACCCAUAUGAGGCUGGAGCCUCGUCCGCGUGAGACUGAGUAA